This is a messenger RNA of Porites evermanni, 1641 nucleotides long. The record is from the annotation of a GenBank genome assembly. Lineage: Eukaryota; Metazoa; Cnidaria; Anthozoa; Scleractinia; Poritidae.
AUGACCACAUUGAUGCUAGCAGCAGCAGCAGCAGAAGCAGUAGACAGUAGUAGUGGUAGCAGUUAUAGAGGAAUGCCGUUUUCUAAUUAUUACUUUUCGCAUAUUUCAGUCAUGUACAAACGUUUCACCAAGGAACUAAUCGAUGACAUUGAAGUUGACAUGGAGUCAGAAGAGGUCAAGGAGAUAUGUGAAGCAGUAACCCUACUGAUCACUAAACUCCUUAACCAUGUCGAGGAGAGCAUGCCUUUUCUUAAGUCCAGUGAUGUUUUGAGAUGUGGUAGCAUGGCUGAGGGUACUAGGAUCUGGAAAUUCACCGAUGACAAUGAAAAAACUGUUUUGGAGUUUGAUUUUCUGUCAGUUUUAGAAAAAACUGGUGCUAAUGAUUUUGCUGCAGACAACUCGUGUCACGGAUUCAUGAACAUAACACAAGAAACGGCCAUUUUUCCUAACAACUACCAAAACUUAUCCCAUGAAGUUGGGGCAGUUGGAAGGCUAAAUGCAAACAUGGUUUCAUUCAUGUUUAAAACAGAACUGAUGAAAGCUGUAGGAAAGCUUUGCUCAUGUUUAAAGUGUGAUAUAGGUGUUUUGCCAACUGGUGACUACAUUUUUGGAAAUAUAACUGAAACCUCCGAAUAUUCAGAAGAGUGCAGUGAAUGUCAAAUUCACCUUAAAACGGGCACUUUGGCCAUUGCCACGGGUGGGAACUUUCAUCCAUUACAGUGGGGAUCGUCAAUGGUCUUCUCGUGGAAAAGAAAGGUUCUCGAUGGGAUGAAGUAUCCUUGUGAAAAGUCUCGACAAAAGCCAAAGAUCGACAAUGACAUUAUCAUAUUAGUAGAUUUUUUGCCAGCCAUUGAAGUCACAAAGCAAGGAGUAUCUCCCAAGGAACACCUUUGUUAUCUCGUACCAAAAAUCUGUAAACAUGAGCAUAACACUUGCUGGAAAAUCUCCCACUGUAGGAAGGAGGUAGGCGAGCUCGUAAGUACCAACCACUUGCAUCGCCAAUGCUACAUGGUCUUGAAGUUCAUCCAGGAUUACAUCGAUUGCGAACUUAAAGGAAUCCCUGAGAGCCCUAAGACCUACAUGAUCAAGUCAGCGGUUAUCUUUCACAUUCAAUCAUGUAAGAAGGAAGACUCCUCUAUAGAGUCUUGCUUGUUGGAAAUCAUCGAUUUUCUCACUGAUGCAUUUGAGAAUGAAUUUCUCCCGCACUUGGUUCUCGGGUUCAACUUACUAGACAAGUAUCAGGACCCCGCCCUUCCACCAGAAGACCAGCUGUGGACUGGGAAUAGAAACACAGUCAUGAGCAAAUGCUGGGGCUUCUUGGGUCACGUGUUCAGAAACCUUGACUCGAUCGUUGCUGUGGGCUUCGAUUUUGACACGAUUCAGACAAUUUUAAAGUUUAUAACACUGGAGUAUGGGGUUUGUUGGGGGAAAACAGACUUCAGAGAUUUGUAUCUCCCAGAAGAGAGCUAUUUCUUAGAACUGCUGAAAAAAAUUGGUAGAGGUGAUUUUCCAUCUAAAAGCGAAGUGAAAAGCGUAAGACAAAAAAAGGACAAGUACCAGAAGGAGAGAUAUCAAGGAAGGAACCGUUCUCUUCAUUAUAUGUGUAUGUUACGAUGCCGCAAGGUCCGACAAGAUUUGCUC